Molecule: messenger RNA, 1690 nt
Organism: Chinchilla lanigera (long-tailed chinchilla)
Lineage: Eukaryota; Metazoa; Chordata; Mammalia; Rodentia; Chinchillidae
Gene: Spata1
Product: spermatogenesis associated 1
Source: RefSeq, a predicted model, not a curated record
GGGCGGGAGCGAGCGGAGGCCCGGCCUCCUCCUUCCCUCUCGGGAGAGGCUGGUCUGGGGAGAGAGACCAGCAGUAAUUGUAAUGUUAUUUUAAACAAGCCAAAAAUCUAUUGUAAUAUGUAAUACUACUUAAAUGAAGAAAGUUAAAAGAACAACCAGAACUCCAACUGAUGAUUAUAACUUGCAGACCCUGAUGAAUAUGUCACUCAAUCCAAGUCGGCCUUCUUCAUCAGAGUUGGUGGAGCUUCAUGUUUUUUAUGUCCCUGAAGGAUCAUGGAACUAUCAGUUAAAUACUAUAUCGAUACAAGUUGUUAACAAAUUUAUUUCUGCUGGAUUUAUAAGAGUAUCUCCUCAACUUACUUUACAAGCCCUGAGACUGCGCCUUGGAGAGUUCCUUGGUGAGGAUGCUGUUGCAGAAAAAUUUUUAUUUCUAAAAUGCAUUGGAAAUAAUUUAGCCGUGGUGAAGGAAAAGCAAGAAUCAGAACUAAAACUCAAAUCAUUUGCUCCUCCAUAUGCUCUUCAACCAGAAUUAUAUUUGCUUCCUGUAAUGGACCAUUUAGGAAACGUUUAUUCAGCAUCAUUAACAGUUACUUUAGAUGGGCAGCAAACUAAUAAUGAUAUUGCUGAGAUGGAUGGAACCAUCCAGAGACCAGUUAGUGUAACUUUGUCAAAGGAAGAACCUGGAAGAAUUCCCAGUUCCUUAGAAAACAUCUUGAGAGAACUUUUUAGCAAGAAUCAGGAAGAAGUGGGAACACCAGCAUCAGUUAAGAGAAAAGCCUCUCCCAACAAAAGCCAGAAUGCAAACAAUCACAUUGAAAAUUCUGAGUUGCCAGCAUCAUUGGAAGAUUCAAAUGAUUACUUUCACAACCAAAAAAGUGAAUUUCUUUGGGAAAAUGAAGAUCAAACCAGAAGACUGGACAAUCAGACAGAUGAAAAGGAGCAUAUCCUUCUGCCAGACCUUAUUGAUUUCCCUUCAUUUCCUUGUCAACGACAACCUGUUCUUUCUUCAGACGUAACAGAUAUCUCUUCAUUACAAAUUGAGAGACAAAGUAUUAUUGAACAAAUGAAACAAGUAAAGGAAGAAAGAAGAUAUCUGGAAAGAAUUAGAGAAGAGCUAAUAAAAAAGGCUGAAAAACUAUUUGAACAAAACAAAUUGAAGCAACAUCAUGCCUGUGGUGGUUGGAAGAAAAAAUACUUGGAAACAAAGAAAAUCACAUCAUCAUUGGAGGAGAUUUUAACAAAACUUCGAGAAGAUUUGGAACUUUACUAUAAAAAGUUGCUCAUGCAGCUUGAAGCCAGGGAGAUCAAGAUGAAACCAAAGAAUUUGGCAAACAUUUCAGACUCCAAGAAUUACCUUAUAAUACAGAUCACUGAAGUACAGCAUGCAAUUGACCAACUUAAGAGAAAACUGGAUACUGAUAAAAUGAAACUCAUAAUAGAAGUUAAGAUGAGAAAACAAGCAGUUUCAGAUUUACAAACACUGAAAACUGAACUGGCACAGAAGAAAAUUAGUCCUUUUCAAUCUCUAUUAGUUUCUGGAAGUGUGCCUAGCUAGGAGCUGAACAGAUGAUUUUAUUUACACUAAAUCAGCCAAAUUAAAAGAUAAUGUCUGAUUAUAGGGAGCAUUGGCUGCUGCAAUACACUCUGACCAAAGCUGACUUUGUUCAUCAUAAGACAUCACAAAGAGAAA